CAACUGUUCUUCCCAUCACCCAGUCGGCCGUCCCCCAGUCCCUGGGAUGGGGAGAGGAAGUAGGGGCACCUGGCCCCAGCGUGGGGCAACUGCAACUGCCUCCGGGUGUGGGGGCUAUAAGAGGGACAGGUGGGCACAGAGGGCAGAAACCCAGGAGCCCCCAACCGACCAUGACCCAAAGCUGCAGAUACUUCAGCCCCGCCCUGGCCCCCAUCCUGCUGGCCCUGCUGCUGGGCGGCCCCGCGCUGGCCUCGGAGAUCGUGGGGGGCCGGGCGGCCCGGCCGCACGCCUGGCCCUUCAUAGCUUCGCUGCAGCGGCGCGGAGGCCACUUCUGCGGCGCCACCCUCAUCGCGCGCAACUUCGUCCUGUCGGCAGCGCAUUGUCUGAACGGCCUGAACUUUCGAUCAGUGCGCGUGGUGCUGGGGGCGCAUAACCUGCGGCGGCGGGAGCGAACCCGGCAGAUGUUCAGGGUCCAGAGGGUCUUUGAAAACGGCUUCGACCCCUUGAGGCUGGAGAAUGACGUCGUGGUUCUCCAGCUCAACAGGAUGGCCACCCUCAACGCCAAUGUGCAGGUGGCCCGGUUGCCUGCCCAGGACCAGGGCGUGGGCAAAGGUGUGCAGUGUGUGGCCAUGGGCUGGGGCCAGCUGGGCACAAACCAGCCACUGCCCCAAAUCCUGCAGCAGCUCAAUGUGACCGUGGUGACUGGCCUCUGCCGCCCCACCAACGUGUGCACCCUGGUGCCACGCCGGCACGCUGGCAUCUGCUUUGGGGACUCCGGCGGGCCCCUAGUCUGCAACGGGCUGGUCCAUGGGAUCGAUUCCUUCGUCCGUGGAGGUUGUGGCUCCGGGGUCUUCCCAGACUCCUUUGCCUCUGUCGCCAAGUUUGCCAACUGGAUCAACUCUAUCAUCCAGCGCCACGGUGACGAUGGCCCCUCCCUCCACCCCAGGGACCCCGUGGGCAGGACCCGCUAGAAAAGCUGCACCUGUCACGCCCCCUCACCUGCCCCUGGCUGGGCCUUUCCCAUGAAGCAUCACUCAGCAUCUGGCACAAUAAAAACCUCUCUCUGUUUUGUA
Cervus elaphus (red deer) is the source of this 1073-nucleotide messenger RNA. It is a transcript of the gene ELANE, whose product is annotated as elastase, neutrophil expressed. Gene Ontology annotation, molecular function: serine-type endopeptidase activity. NCBI's taxonomy places the organism in Eukaryota, Metazoa, Chordata, Mammalia, Artiodactyla, Cervidae. The transcript has 5 exons. The record is from RefSeq and is a predicted model, not a curated record. Gene Ontology annotation, biological process: proteolysis; acute inflammatory response to antigenic stimulus. The coding region runs from base 171 to 971 and encodes 266 amino acids.